AUGAGAGAAAAUUCAUCAUAUAUCAAUGAAGUAUGGGCAUUAGAAAGAAAUGAUGAACAAAUUGAUGCAGAAAAUGUGAAUGCAAAAGUGGGUGAAGCGCGCCUUUCUGUUAUGUUGGAGCAGAUUCCAGCAGAUAAAUACGUACAAGGAACUAAGGGCGAUGUUGAAUGUGCUAUAUGUAUGGUUGAUUUUAUGGACGGUGAUGCAAUUCGUUACUUACCUUGCAUGCAUUGUUAUCAUAUGACGUGUAUAGAUGAUUGGUUAACACGAUCUUUCACUUGUCCUUCUUGUAUGGAACCUGUCGAUUCAGCUAUACUUUCAUCGUUUACUGCACAUACAGCAACUAAUUUGGAUGAUCUUACAUGUUCUGCAGCUACAUCAGGACCAUGUCAAAGGCCAACUCCUUCAUAG
Molecule: messenger RNA, 411 nt
Organism: Dracunculus medinensis (Guinea worm)
Lineage: Eukaryota; Metazoa; Nematoda; Chromadorea; Rhabditida; Dracunculidae
Source: the annotation of a GenBank genome assembly